AUGCCAGAACGCCGCGGGCGAGGACGAGGCUCAGACAGAGACCGCUACCACCACGAUGACGACUACUCAGACCUCUCCGACUACGACCGUCCCUCCCGAUCAACAACAGCACCUCCCAAGCGCCACCGCUCCAUAAGCCGUCGAGCCCUGGACAGACUCAGUUCCACAUUUGGUAAUCUCGGCCUCAACAAAGAUAAAGACGUACGACCCAGGUCAACCGGCCGCCAUCGUGAUGGAGGACAUGGGGACGACUCCGACGACGACACUGACUAUAGCACCAACUACACCCACACCCACAACAACAACAACCACAACAAGAAACGUUCCUCCCGAUCACGGCACCACUCCCCCGACCGCGAUCACGAUCGCGGCAGUGGUACCCGUUCCUCCCGCUACCCGCCUCGAGCCAAUCUAAACCGUCAACGCUCCUACUCGUAUUCCCCCGAGCGAUACGAAAGUACUAGGCGAGGGAGAAGCAGCCACCGGAGCGGCACGGGCUACAGCGGCCGGGACCCACGUUCCAGGAGCCGAUGGGGACGAAGCAUCGACGCCGCGCUCGACGCCGCUGCCAUUGAGGCCAUCAGGGUGCGCAAGGAACCUGGUCCGUGGACGGGCAGGAAAGGGUCAAGGGUGUUGACGGCGGCGAUGGCGGCGGCGGCGGUGGGGGCCGCGACGGAUCAUCGGAAGGUGAAUGGGGAUGGGAGGGAGGAUACCAAGGGGAAGAUUGGGAGUGCGUUGGGCGGGUUGGUGAUUAAUCGGAUGCUGAAUGGGCCGAAAAAGGAUUUGAAGAGGGACUUGAGGUAUUAG
Molecule: messenger RNA, 807 nt
Organism: Neurospora tetrasperma FGSC 2508
Lineage: Eukaryota; Fungi; Ascomycota; Sordariomycetes; Sordariales; Sordariaceae
Exons: 1
Coding region: 1-807 (268 amino acids)
Source: RefSeq, a predicted model, not a curated record